AUGCGACGAUUCAUCGAGCGAAUCAAACAGUUCAUCACGAGCACCAAGUUACUUCGACGAAGAUACGCCCAGCUAGCUCGAUAUUCCUUGUUUUUGUUGAUUCUGGGACUAUGUGCUUUGAUAUACACCACUAAAUACCGUAAGUAAAUUAUUAUUCAAAUAAAAGCUUUACUCACUUAAUUUUUAUCUCCUUAAAGCAUAAUUUAAGGUAAUUAGUUUGUAAUUAACCUACCUUAUCUUGUCCUAAAUCUGUAGUUGUCGGAAUGUUGAAAAAAAAUAUUACCUAAAAUGGAAUUUUACGUAAAGUUGUAUAUGAAAUCAAAUAUAAAUAAAAAAUACGAUUUCGAUGUAUUAUUGUACCAUUUUCAUUAAAUUCUAACAAUAAAACAUUAUUUUCCCUUUACAAACAAAAAAUUGUCAAAGAAUUCUGUCCAGAAAAAGUGUCAUCAAGACAAUAUUUGUGAAUUUUCGAUCGUAUUUUUUGUAAAAAACCUAUUUGAAGAUUUUCAGAUUCAAGCUACAUUACCAAAGCUCCGUUUGAUGAUGUAAACUACGUCAGAUCAGCGUACCGUGUUGAUGAUUCCACAAUUCGAAUUGUGUUCGUGAGAUCUGUUGAGAAUAGGUAAGACUUUCUUUUUAUAUUUACGUUUUUUAGGCACAAUCUGACAUUUGAAUAUGGAUCAAAGAAAGGCAAGAUCAGGUUGGAAUGUCACAAUGAACAUUGCCCGGACAAGUUUUCACCUCCAUGCAGAUUGACUGGGUAUAUCGGAGUAGUUGAGGGACUUUCGAAGACUGAUAUCCAAUCUUAUCUCGUUAUCUUUUCCGAUUUUGACCCUGUGGAACCUUUGUUCAUCAAUGUUCAGUAAGUUUGGGAUUUUGAAGUUUGUUUUAAUGUUGUUAUAGGUAACAUUUUGUUAAUUGGUAUGUCUUGCUUAUAGCUAGAUCAGAACAAGCUUUUUGAUUUUUUGAGAAUCAGGUAUAACUUUUAUUGUUUUAGAGAUGCCAGGGUUGUUGGUACACCAAAACACAAGCUUGGUGUAUGUGUUCAGCCAAUAUACCUUCACACUGACGUGUCUUCUUUAGUCCAGUUCUUCGAAUUCUGGUUAUCUGAGAAAGCGACCAAGUUCUACAUUUAUCGUGAAAGCUACACGAAAGAAGUUGGAGAAGUUCUGGAGUUUUAUGGAAGUCAAAAUAAUAUUGAGGUGGUUUAUAUCGACUGGUCGAGUUUGCCGUUCAGUGAAGGAAAGGUUGGCGAAAAAAGUAAUCCAAACAGGUAUUGGUUCCGGUUGGAGGUGUUCAUGUCAUUGUUCGACUGUAUUCAUCGUGCAAGGUGAGUGAAUUUAUGAGUUGUUGCAGGUAAAGCUAAGCUUCUAAUCAAAUUUAACAAUUUUUUAUAAAAUAUUUCCUAAAAUCAGUUUUUUCAUAAUAAGAUAGAUAACUGUACGUUUUUAGAGGAAAUGUACAAUAUCUAGCACAAACAGAUUUGGAUGAGAUGAUUUACGUCGGGAAAGACCGGUCGAUUAUCAGUUUUAUGGAGAUUAUGGAUAAACAAGAGCCGCUGAUGGCUUCGGCUUCAUUCAGAAGUCAAAGAGUUCAGUUGACGGUGAGGAACACUAGGUAAUGUAACAUCUUUUUAGAACAGUUCGUUGACUUUUACGCAAGAUCCUCGUGAGAUAUCCUUUAACAAUCUGGAGGAAGUUGUACUAGAAGAUCGAGUGUUCAAGAGGCCUUUGUACUCUAAGAUGAUUUACAAGCCUGAGAGGGUGAGUUUUGAACCUUUUGUAUUAACUUUUUGCUUAAAUUGACAAGAUUUGUUUGUUUAAACUACGUAUAAGAGAAAAAUAAGGAAAAAAUUAAAGUUUAUCAUUUUUAGGUAUAUCAUGUACAUAUCCAUCGACAACUCCAAACUGAACCUAUUCCUGAUGCUAAAGGCUACUACAAGCAUGUUAACAUAGCUCCGGAAGGUGGAGUUGUGCUUCACAUCAGACGACUGAAAGACAUGUAUCCAUGGACAAAGUCAUUCAACUCUUCGAUAUUGUUAACCAAAUCGCAACAAAUGGAAGAAAACUACAAGAAAAGGAUUCAGGAUUACAACUUUUGUAAGUUUUAUCGUUCACGUUAUAGUACAUACACCUAUUAGCAUCACUUUAAUGCUAUAUGUCUGUCUAAACUUAAAAUGAACUUGCUUUCAGCACAAAACGAGUGGAAUAACUAUGGUGUAGAAGUGAACGAAAAGAUAGAGGAAUGUCGACAGAAGAUGAACAAGAAUCGACAGAAUGCGUGUCACAACUUGUGGGAUUGUGACAAGAAAGUUACCCAUGUUGAUUGGGUCCGGGUCCGUAAUUCAUGGCUGGUAGUAUGA
This is a messenger RNA of Bursaphelenchus okinawaensis, 2362 nucleotides long. NCBI's taxonomy places the organism in Eukaryota, Metazoa, Nematoda, Chromadorea, Rhabditida, Aphelenchoididae. The record is from the annotation of a GenBank genome assembly.